GCUCGCAGCCGCAGCUGCCUCUGCUCACAGAACUGAGUGCUGGGAGGGAGUCGCAGGGAGGCGCCGCCGCCCGGUUCAGCCAUCCCAACUCACCCAGGAGUGUCAGGACCAGUUCUCAUUCUCUCCCCGCGCUCUCUGCGCCGUGCCAGAGGGGCUGGCCACUCCGUACUCCCGGGACAGCAGGACUGGUGGAAUAGGGGGUCUGGGCUAGAACAGGGGCUCUGCCCUUUAUGGUGACUUUCUAAAAGGUUGACUACGGGUGUCGCUGGACGGAACAGCGCCUGCGGCGGGACGCGGGGAGCACGUUGUGGUCGCUGGGCCGUUUACUUCGGUUUCCUCCGGUGAUCGGGAUUGGUUUCAGCGGCCCCCUCCCCCGCUCCCGCCUUCCUCCCCUCCCCGCCUUUAGCGGAGCCACACCAGCGACACCUGCUCGCUUCUGUUGGAGGUUGGAACUCGCACCUUCUCUGCGGUGCUGGUGGCAGCGGGGCAGCGGCGGGUUUCCCUCCCUCCCCGCCCACCAUGCCCAGAGGGGUCACGGGCGAGCUGCGUGGGGCUCUGCCGGCAGUGCUCGGAGGCUCCAGCGACUGGCUGAGACUGGCCGGGAGCUGCUGCUAAGUGGACUCCAGCGGACCGCGCAAAGUCUCCGGGAGGGCACCCGCGGGGACCCAGCUGCGAGCUGCAGUGACAGGGGCACUGGGACAGUGGCUGCAUCCGGAGCCUCCCCGGCCACUUCUCCGCGUCUGCGCCCCGGGACUCGUGCGGAAACAAAAAGCAGGUGGCGGCGACUGCUUUCCCGAAGGUGAACCACACCAACCAAUUGCCUUUCCCCAGAGAGCGCGAGGGGCGGGCGGGAGACAGAGACCGGAGCAGGUGUGAGUGAGUGUGCGUGUGCGUGCGAGCCGCAGAGUCCUCGGCGCGAGGAGCAAACCCACCCGCGAUGGAACGGGAGCGGUAAUUGCUGCGAGACCGCGUGAAGCCUCGCAGUCAGGGAGCUGAGCGGGCUGCGCGCAUCCGGCCAGGACCGCGGGCGCCUGCCGCGCUGCCCGGGGCUGCGGGACUUUGGUUUGUCCUCGGCGAACACAGCUUCUGAUUACUUGGACACGGCGGAAUAAAGAGGGAGGGAGUGGAGCCCAGCUUCACGCACUCCACCUUCCAAUCGCGUAAGGGGGAUUCUAGUUUGGAUGUCAAGAGAUUGCUGAACCCUCUGUGCCAUCGGAGGAGGAAACGCACCCUCGCGCGCGCGCGCACACACACACACACACGCACGCCCGGGGCCACACUCACACGCCCUCCGCGAGCGCACACCGCUGGACCCGGGUUCCCUAUGCCCCUGGAUGCUGACGGCGGAUUGGCAUCUCGGAAGCGAUGCAAGCGCGGUGAGGCUGGCGCCGGUCCGCGGACGCUGCAGGAACAUCGCUAGGUGUUGCCGCCUCCGGGAAGCCGGGCUGCAGGAUGAGUAAGAGAUACUUACAGAAAGCAACAAAAGGAAAACUGCUAAUUAUAAUAUUUAUUGUAACCUUGUGGGGGAAAGUAGUAUCCAGUGCAAACCAUCAUAAAGCUCAUCAUGUUAAAACGGGAACUUGUGAGGUGGUGGCACUCCACAGAUGCUGUAAUAAGAACAAGAUAGAAGAACGGUCACAAACUGUCAAAUGCUCCUGCUUCCCGGGGCAGGUGGCCGGCACCACGCGAGCUGCUCCAUCUUGUGUGGAUGCUUCAAUAGUAGAGCAGAAAUGGUGGUGCCAUAUGCAGCCAUGUCUAGAGGGAGAAGAAUGUAAAGUUCUUCCUGAUCGGAAAGGAUGGAGCUGUUCCUCUGGGAAUAAAGUGAAAACUACUAGAGUAACCCAUUAGCCAAGGGUUAAAUCAAGUGAUCCUCAAGGCUGAUGACAUUGAACAUAUACAUUGAAACUUAACUCCUGAGGUGAUCUUGAAGGAAAAUUUUUAUACUUCUCAGAAGAGGCGCUCCAGAGCCUGUUACUUCCGCAGGAUUUCAUGUCUCGUGAUCAGCCUGUGCUUGAAAUCAAGACUUUAUAAAAGCCUGACAUGAACUUCUCUGUCGUGAAGAUGUCAUCACAUUUGAACUGUGUUCCAUUUGGAAACUUGCUGAAGGAGUUUGAAGCUGCCAUCAGCAGAGCUGGGCAAGAGUUGGUGUUUUCAGGGUGACGUCAGAGACAGCAGCUACCUGUGGGAUUCUUGUCUGCAGCUGUGACUCCUUUCCUCAUUUCUGAAAGCGAUCUCCAAGUGCACUGUCCCUCUGUCAUGGAUGUGUCCCUGGGUCCUCUGUUCUUUGGCUGGUGGGGCUGACCUUCACUUCACUGGCAUUUCCUUUGCUAACUUCUCUGGCAUGGUGUAGACUGAGACUGUUUAAUUUGUAUCCUAAUCUUGGAGCUCUGAAAGCCUACAUGUUUUAACAUCUUAAAGUUGCUUUUCUUAAAGGAAUGGAAAUAUAUAUCCAUUGGUAAUAAUUAUUGUUGGAAAGUAAUAGUUAUCCGAAUACAUCAAUCAUAUAAGAAUGUAUAGACAAGUUGACAUGUUUCCCCAUGGCUAACACCUGACCACAGCUUUCUGUCAGUUAAUAGGUAGUAGUUAGAAUGGGAUUACCAUCGCCAUUACACAAUACUUUGUACCUCUAGAGCACUCUCCCUUUCUGUUUUGUUUCUUUUUUAAAGUGGACUUUUUCUUUCAUUUUUUAUGAUUCCCCUUUUUCUUUCACAGAAAUCAGCAGUGAGCAGUCACGUUAUUCAGUAGCCUUCAGUUUCAAAAAAUUGCCAGGGAUGCAUGUGGAGUUUCUGAUUUCGUAGCCUGAAAACUACUCACUGAGAUUUCUAAUAUUUUUUUAAACUUUCCUUUCUCUCUGUCUCAUUUUUAAAAUACUGUAUAUUGCUCGAUCCCAAUGACCGUUUGAAUGCUUCAAUAUUUGUUUAUUCAGUCCGUUGGUAGAAUAAAUUGUUCAUUUUCCUUGGUCUAAAAUUUAUAAAUAUUGACUUAGAGUUGUUCCAUUCAAAGAAUUUCUUAGGCCAGUACUUUGUAAACAUUUUCGUAGUCAUUUUGACAUUUGUGAUUUUUGGUUCUACAGGAAAAUCCUAUAUAUAUUUAAAGGCCUUAAACAUGUAUGUACUUUUUUUCCUAAGUUGUUACAGAAUGUAUAAUUUUAUACUACAUUUAUUUUCUUUCAUUUGUGAUGUGAAGGGAGGGAAAAUGGAAACUGCAUAGCUUUUCUGUAAUAACAUUGUAUAGACAUGCAGAUAGUUUGAAGAGGAGGGGUUUCUGUGUUUUGCUUAUUUUAGAUUAAUCAGAAGAUGCUUCAGAAAUUGCCCUUUUAGAAGCUUCAUGAUGUUAAGAGCAGGUUUGGAAAUAUUUUGUAUUUAAAAAUUCCCUGACAUGGCCAAAUAGGCCUAAAUUGUUUUCCAUGAUGGAGAACACAUAUGUUAGAUAGAGCAUUGGUCCGUUUAUAACAAUUUUCAAAGACUAAUAAAAUACAUCACUGAUUCUUUUCUGUGAAGAGCAACUAAAAGGGUAAAAUUUUUUAAAAAUUAAAUUUGGAAAGUAUCCUUUUGACGUUAGACUGAAGUCGUCUGCCCACAAGUAAAUGCAAUGAAAUGACUUCCUGUCUUUAUUUUAAUUAUGCAUAAAACUAAUAGAUGGUUCUGAGUAGAAUUUGCAAUGGCUUAAGAGUAUCUGAAAUCAUAAAGAAAGGCAUAACACUUGUGCUGGGGUUUCUGCAUCAAUUAGAAUAUUAUUAAUUUAUUUGAAACAAGGUGGAAAAGUAUAUUACUUUGGAAAUUAUGAAUUUGUCCUAGGUUUCUUUGAAAUUAUAGAUCAUGCUUCUCAUUUUUAAAAUUAUGUCCUUUAAAGCAACACUGGAAAUUCUGUAUUAUAUACAAGUGUAAUACAUGCAUAUCGAUAGAAAAAAUAAAUGGAAUUUCAAGUAUACUAACUAGAUUAUCCCUCAGUAGGUUAAUGUUGUGACUAUUCAGAAAAGGUGAAUAAAAUUGGGAUAUAAAAUGGACUCUCUUUCAUAAGUUACAUUUUGAGAAUUUGCUUUCUUGUGGUUUAUUUUAAAAUAGCAUCAUUUAUUAUCCAGGAAAACUUUUGAAUUCGUAAGGAAGCUGACACAAAUCCUUCAAUCUUUUAAUAAAGAUCCAUGGCAAACCUUACCAUUUA
Messenger RNA from Oryctolagus cuniculus (rabbit), 4161 nucleotides. RefSeq names its product TAFA chemokine like family member 2 (gene TAFA2). Lineage: Eukaryota; Metazoa; Chordata; Mammalia; Lagomorpha; Leporidae. The record is from RefSeq and is a predicted model, not a curated record. Gene Ontology annotation, molecular function: receptor ligand activity.